CAUUAUUAUGACAUUUGUUGGAUUGAAAUCAAGCAAUACGGACGGACGGGUAUCAAACCGUGCUGUAAUUUUUAUCGCAUCAAAGUGAAUUAUCGCGUAAUUAAUAGUGUUAUUAUUUUGUCUAAAAUAAUUGUUGAUAAUGGUGCCGUCGACCGUGGUGUAUGUAGCGGCGGUUCCAAUCUCAGUGAUCGUCGCAUUGGGCUUGUUACGGAAGUGGAGAGCUAGGAAAUGGGCUACCUGUGCCAGCAAUACGUGUUUGAGAGGGAAGACCUUCCUAAUUACUGGAGCUAACAGUGGUAUAGGUUAUGAAACUGCUAAAUCUAUUGUUAAGAGGAAGGGGCGCGUGAUAUUCGCCUGUAGGGACAUCGGUAAAGCCAAGGAGGCUAUUGCUCUCAUCCGCAAAGAACAACCCAACGGGGGUGAGAUGAUCCCCAUGCAAUUGGACCUCUCAUCAUUUGAGUCCAUAGAGAACUUUGUAGAAGUUGUAAAGGCUGGUUUCCACAAGAUAGAUGUACUGAUAAACAAUGCAGGUGUUGUUGUACCAUUGAAAGAAGAUCUUAAAACUAAGGAGGGAUUUGAAAUUCAUCUUGGUGUUAACCAUUUGGGCCAUUUCUACCUCACAAACUUACUGUUGGAUCUUUUGAAGAGGGCAACACCAAGCAGAAUAGUAGUGCUGUCGUCUACACUGCACGAGCGUGGGAAUAUCGACUUUGAUGACCUGAACUUAAGGCAGCAAAUCGAGCAAGCUAAGAAGACUGGUGGGAACGCCCGUCACAAUCCUGGGUAUUGCAACUCUAAGCUGAUGAAUGCGUAUUUCGGAAGGGCGCUGGCUUGUAAUCUGAGGAACACUGGCAUCGAUGUUCAUUUGGUCUGCCCUGGAUUCUGCGCUACUAAUCUGUUUAGGCAUUCAAUAAAAUGGUACCACUACAUCUUAAUGGCUCCUAUAUUGCUAGCUUUCAUGAAGACUGCUAAACAAGGAAGCGAGACAGUAAUUUUCUGCGCCACAGACCACAGCAUUGAAGGCAAGACAGGCAAGUUCUACCGCGAAUGUGCAGAGUACAACUCCAAGUAUAACUUCGAUAAGGAUGUGGAAACCAAGUUGUGGACCGUCAGCGAAGAACUGGUGAAAGCUAGGAAGCCACUAUGAAUGUGUCAAAAAUGAGGUAGAAUAGUGCCAUCCGAUGUCUAAUUGUGCUGUUUUUAGUGGUGUAGCUUCGUUUUAUGUGUGAUUUUUCAAAAUAGGUUUAAAAAUAUAAGGUUCUACUGUUCUUAUACCUUCUGAUUUUCCACAUAAUGUUAAAUUGUUGGUAACUGCAAAAAUAUUUAUAUUGUUUGUCGUCACUAAUAACAUUUUCGAUGACGAAAAGUGCCAAAUUCUGAUAACAGAAAUAUGAAAGAAUGAGUCUAAAACUUUCUAGCUACCACACACAUAGAACGAAGGUACAUAAUCUGCCAAAACUAUAUUUGUUACUAUCGUUAUAUUUAAGCUGUCAAUCUAUGUAAACUUUCAUCAACGAUAGUACAACAGCACAAUUACUUAAUUUCAACCUUGUUACUUAAAACACUAGGUUUAGUUUUCCAUAUCAUAUUUAAUAAUUUUAUUUAAUCAUGGCCACGGUUGUGUUACAAAGCAUAAUAAUUCCUAGCAAUGUAUAAUCUCAAGAUACUCGGAUAAUAUCGUUGUUAAAAACAAUAAUUAGGUGUAUUUCCUUCGUAGGUUAGUUCUUUAGUAAAUGUGGAUAUUUGUAAAAUAUUUAUUACAAUUUUAAAAUGGG
This is a messenger RNA of Helicoverpa armigera (cotton bollworm), 1775 nucleotides long. RefSeq names its product retinol dehydrogenase 14. NCBI's taxonomy places the organism in Eukaryota, Metazoa, Arthropoda, Insecta, Lepidoptera, Noctuidae. The record is from RefSeq and is a predicted model, not a curated record. The transcript has 5 exons. Bases 140 to 1147 code for a protein of 335 amino acids.